Plasmodium malariae is the source of this 615-nucleotide messenger RNA. RefSeq lists its product as uncharacterized. NCBI's taxonomy places the organism in Eukaryota, Apicomplexa, Aconoidasida, Haemosporida, Plasmodiidae. Bases 1 to 615 code for a protein of 204 amino acids. The record is from RefSeq and is a predicted model, not a curated record. The transcript is spliced from 2 exons.
AUGGAAAAUAAAUUAAAAUGUUCUGGACCUAAUGUACAUGAGAAAUCUGAUGUUGCAGAUAGUAAAGAUACUAUUCCAAUAUUGGAGGAAAAAAAUGCAUCAAAUUCAUCCUUAUCCUCAUAUAUUUCUAGUGCUACUGGGUAUAUGUCAGAUUUUUUUAGUAGCUUUUUAAAUGUUAAUGAAAAAGAUGGAGAAAAAAAAAAAGAUGAUGAUGAUGAUGAAGAAGAAAAAGGUAGUUGCCGUAAGAAGAAAUCAGCAUUAGAAGCUAUGAAGGAAGGUUCUAAAAAUAUCUUUACUAUGAAAACGAUGCUUAUGUUGUCACUAUUGUUUUUCGUUGCAACUAUAUUUUAUUUGUACAGAGAAGGCCAUUUUAAUGCAUUAAAAACCCUAGUUCCUGCGGGAUUUCUAGCUGGACAUGGUGCACACCAUGUAUGUACAUGCAAACAUAAAGCAGCACAAGCUGUGGGUAAUGCUGCAAAAGCAGUUGGGGGAUGCGCGUGCCAAAGAGCUAAACAAAUGGCAGAAGCAGCGGCUAGAGCGGCUGCUAACGCAUCAAAUAAUGCGGCAGUUGGAGCGGAAGCUGUUAGAGCUGGUGUUGGAGCGGAAGCUGUUUGA